Molecule: messenger RNA, 264 nt
Organism: Entrophospora sp. SA101
Lineage: Eukaryota; Fungi; Glomeromycota; Glomeromycetes; Entrophosporales; Entrophosporaceae
Source: the annotation of a GenBank genome assembly
AUGACUGAAGGAAAUAAUGUAAUGAGCUUUCAAGAAAUUUAUUCAAUGCCAUUUGAUAUAGAUAAAUGGGAUUAUGGUCAAUUCAAUAAUCCAAAUAAAUUCCAAUGGAUAAUUGGCAACACGCCAUUUUCAAACUGGCAGACUUUGAUGUCAUCAUCAUCUCCAUUCUCUUUACCUAAUAUAACAGCAUUACAUAAUUUAGUUUUAUGUUUCUUAUCUGCUUUUAUGUUUGUUGGUGCUGCUUUUGAUUUUAUUAACAGAUAG